Molecule: messenger RNA, 276 nt
Organism: Rhagoletis zephyria (snowberry fruit fly)
Lineage: Eukaryota; Metazoa; Arthropoda; Insecta; Diptera; Tephritidae
Product: 39S ribosomal protein L13, mitochondrial-like
Biological process (GO): translation
Cellular component (GO): ribosome
Molecular function (GO): structural constituent of ribosome
Source: RefSeq, a predicted model, not a curated record
CAUCCUCCAGCUGAGCUGCGCUAUUGGUGAGGAAAUUGUUAUUUAACAGCAAAUUUCAUUAGAGUGUUGUACUAAAAAUCCGUAAAAAUGUCCAUAGCCAAGCGUGUACAGCAAUGGGCCACUUUUGCGCGAACAUGGCACAUAUACGAUUGUACCUGGCAGAACCCAUUUGAUUCGGCGUUGCUGAUAAAGAAGCAUAUAAUGGGAUUGCACAAGCCAAUUUACCAUCCAAUGAGUAAGUUGAACAAUAUGAAUGAAUAACCCUGCAUGCAUAUA